UGCUGUGCUUUAAUUUCAUAACACAUAAUAAAUAAAAGACAAGGAAAAAGCUUGGUCCUAUUCCCAGACAAAAUUCUUGGAAGAAAAUGGCUACUCUCAGAGUGCCAGAUGUUGAACCUUCUCCAACCCAAGACUGUGAGAGACUCAGAAAUGCUGUUCAAGGACUGGGGACAGAUGAGAGGGCGAUUAUAUGGAUAUUAGGACGCAGAAAUGCAAGUCAAAGGGGGAAAAUUAGAGAAACCUAUCUGCAGCUUUACAAGGAAUCUCUCAUUGAUCGUCUCCAUUCUGAGCUGUCUGGGGAUUUUAGAAAAGCAGUAAUUUUGUGGACAUAUGAUCCCCCAGAAAGGGAUGCAAAACUGGCAAAUGAAGCAUUGAAAUCAAAGAAGAAAGGCGCAAAAGAACUGCAAGUGAUAGUUGAGAUAGCAUGCGCAAAUUCUCCUCACCAUCUACAGGCAGUAAGGCAGGCCUAUUGCUCUCUUUUUGAUUGCUCCCUUGAAGAGGCCAUUACAUCUGUAGUCUCUUUGCCCCAUAAAAAGCUGUUGGUGGGUAUAGUAAGCUCUUACAGGUAUGAUAAAGAACUGGUGGAUAUGAAUAUAGCCAGCUUAGAGGCAGCUAAAUUGCAUGAAGCCAUCAAAAGAAAGCAACUAGACCAUGAUGAUAUAGUGUAUAUUCUCAGCACUAGGAAUGUGUAUCAGCUUAGGGCGACAUUCAAGUGCUAUCAGCAAAAGUUUGGAAAUCCUAUUGAUCAGGACAUAAAGAGCUGCGGAAAGGGUGAGUUGGAAUCUCUGUUGGAAGUGGUAAUUUGGUGCAUACAAUCCCCAGAAAAGCACUUUGCAAAGGUGAUUGGAACUGCCGUCAUUGGGCUUGGGACAGAUGAAGAUUCACUGACUAGAGCAAUUGUUAGUAGAGCUGAAAUCGAUGCAAUGAAAAUCAGGGGAGAGUACUUCAACCUCUACAAAACUAACCUUGAUGGUGCAGUGAUCGACGACACUUCAGGGGAUUAUAGAGAUUUCUUGAUGACCUUACUUGGUGCUAGAAUCUGACUUCAUCCCCCCUCCACUAAUUUCUGCUUUUAGUUUUAAUAAGAUAAAGAGUGUUAAGCUGGGUUGUAUCAGAACUAAAACUCUCCUGUUCACUUUGUGAUUUAUCUGAUUUGAUGGUAUGUGCAUAAACCUCACAAAUUCCAUUGCCCUUUAUUUAAUUCAAACCAUGUUUAAAACUUUUACAAAUCAA
This is a messenger RNA of Manihot esculenta (cassava), 1233 nucleotides long. Its product is annotated as annexin D3. The record is from RefSeq and is a predicted model, not a curated record. Gene Ontology annotation, cellular component: cytoplasm. The transcript is spliced from 6 exons. Gene Ontology annotation, molecular function: calcium ion binding; calcium-dependent phospholipid binding. The coding region runs from base 87 to 1043 and encodes 318 amino acids. Lineage: Eukaryota; Viridiplantae; Streptophyta; Magnoliopsida; Malpighiales; Euphorbiaceae.